Messenger RNA from Amoebophrya sp. A25, 8589 nucleotides. Lineage: Eukaryota; Dinophyceae; Syndiniales; Amoebophryaceae. The record is from the annotation of a GenBank genome assembly.
GGUAUCUCCAGAGCGGCUCUUUCUGUGUCAUGAUGGAUCUAGCACAGAUGAAGAUUCUCAUCCAAUAAAACAAUCACCAUGUUGGACUGGUUUCUCGAUUCUUUCUCCGCAGUGCUGCGGCGACCCUUCCAGAGGACCAAGGCGACCUACUGUUUCGUGGUUUUUGUAGUCCUCGGUUUCUGGUUCUACUACGUCAUCGACUUGUGGCGGAGUUCGAACUUUUUUUAAGGCCUGUUGGCACUCUCGGGUUUGCUUGGUUUUGGCUUGUAGAUAAAAAACAUAGAACUCUUAUUUGAUUCAAAAUUUCGCGAGGGUACUAACUAACGAAAUCUACGUCUAACUUUCGCUGAACAACACACCUGGUGGCGCUGUGUAUGAUGGAAAGACGACUUUGCUAGUUGAUCUAGACCAUUUAGAUUCGAGCGGAGAUCAAGAGGGUCACGAUGACCCUGCAGUUGGUGUCGUUGGAGAAGUUACAAGUGGAAUAUCAAGCGGUGCAGAUGGUGUCAAAAAUGUGGAAAAGAAUGAGGAGAAGGCGCGCUCAUCUUCUUCAUCCAGGAAAUUCCUUCCUCCAUCAGAGCUCGUUUCCACAGAAGGGUACAUCAAUGAGAACCAGAAACGUUCAGCGUUCUUGAAUGAUCUGACAGUGGGGAAUCGGGUCUUCGCUUUGUGGGGAGAUAACUACAUCUUCUCUCAAAAAACCUACGAUGGAGCUCAAAUACGACUUGGAGCAUACAUCUAUGUGCCGUCUGAGCUCUUGCGGAAAAGGCUGGAUUUGUUGAGGAAUGGCAUGCCGUUCGCAUCGAACAAAAAUGUUCCUUGCACAUUGAACAGCAACCACGAACGUGGAAAGGCGGGAUGGUUUUUCGGUAUCUUCUCGCACGAACGCGGAAAAGUGGCGAAUUUGAAUCAGUUAAGUAAUAAGGACGGUCGGUCUUCGUCUUAGAAGCCUCUCAACAUCUUCGUUGCAAGGGGAGAAGUAGAACGAAAGAUGCAUCAUGGUCUCGAUCUGGGGCAUCGUUCGUAUUUUUGAAGAUAUAAUUCUGCAUUCUCUUUAUAGCCUCUAGGAGGACGCUCCUCUAACGAACGGGGGAGGGAAGAAGCGACUUCUCAGUGCAUACAACAGAAAGUCGCGAAAAGAUGAAGCUACAGAUGUAGAUCAUUCAGUUUGGAUAACCACAAACAGCAAAGGCCUCAAUCGUCCGAGACGACGACUGUCAGAGGAAGACGAGAAUACCGCGAAAUACCUGAAGACGCGGACCUCUGAGGAAAUAGAGGAUGGUGCUAAUUUUGGUGUGGCAACCACUGCGGGCCGUGUUGUUAAGGACAAAUUUUCUAAAAGACGAAUAAAUGCUUUCCAUGUGUGCUGGUAUCCGGUUUUGUGUAUUUCUUUGAUGAAAACACGGGAUGCUCAUGGAGAUAAUUAUUCUGCAACUUUCUUGUUGCAGCCAUUUCUAAUGAUCCCUUUCAAGGCCCUCAACCACAAACUGCUGCUCCUGCCCUACGGCUAAAAGCAUUGUCAUCGUUUACGGAGACGAAAAAACUUCGUGGAGGAGUGUCAGCAGCGGCUGCUCGCGAGAAACAAGCUAAAGAACUGCGUCAGCGCAUUGACACAAUUGCAGAUAGGAAGGCAGGGAGAACACCUCAACAUGGUACAACAACUCAGCAUAUCAAACAAGACGAUGCCGCUCAUGCCCAGAGCCAGACGCCGCAUCAUCCUAGUAUAGCUGGUGCAAAAACACAACCAGAAGAACACACACCGUCCUCUAGUGCAAGCAGUGGAACAGCAGAACAAGAAAGCUCAACAACUUUAUGAAACCAAAAUAUGUUAUUGUUAUCAUUACCAUACUUUUCUACUUAAGAUAAAACUUGAUAAUGAUAACAGAUUUAUUUCUUUUCAUAAACUUCACUACCUCUAGAUCUAGUACCGCAAGUUCUAGGAGGAGAUCCGCAUCCCGGACCUGCCGCUCUAGUCCCGAAAGAACUACCCUAUGCUUACGGAGGCGAACACGGUUUGGGGACUGUUGGAGGUGGAGCAGCAACUACGGCUUAUCCUCACGAAAGCGGAACCGCCGAAGAAGACUCAGAAGAGGCUGUACCGGAAGUGCGUCUGUUUGUCAACUGGUCUACCGAGAAGUCAGCCUGUAAUGAGCUCGCGGCAUCUUUUGCUUAUGCCUAUAUUUAUAAGAAGUGAGUAUGAGUAUGAAGACGGAGUGAGAAGAAAUUCCAGAAGGAUGAUAGUACGGUCUAGUUAACGAUGAUAUUAGAAGUGAGUAUGGAGACGGAGUGAGAAGAAACUCCUAAUUCCCUUUACCCCUCGACACCUGGGUUCGCGUUGGCUUUACGAUGGACCAACACGUCGCCCUUUUUAUCGAAAACGAAAUUGUUGGUGAUACGGCAACACCUGAACGUGGCAUCCUGCGGAAUGGCAAUACACGACUCAGAACCAAGAAUUCGAAGACCUUCCUCAGCGACAUGAGCACCAGACACCUUGGUCGAGGUACGCAGAUAGGUGGUGCGCGGGGGGGUGGGUCGUUUUUCACAUUAUGCAAGGAACUGAAGUUCUUUACUUAGGAGGCGUUGUACAACCGCAGAAGUUCUCAGAAGUUUGUAGUGCUCCAUCAGUUAUAAUGCUUCAUCUAAUCAGCGGCUUUCUGGCAGACUUCAGUAUGCGUGUCUUUGAUCAAGAGGUGCUUCGGUUGAACGAUGGGGAGCUAACGAAUAUGCAGUCAGCGUCGGAUACUUUCGCGGUAACGCAACCUACCGAAUUUACACGCGCAAAUCCACUUUUGUUUAUGAAUUCAGUCCUGAUGAAGAUGAACGAGUCCACUUUGUUUGUACUUAUAUGAACGACAACCAGACGAGAGUUGCUGUAGACUACAAGUUAGUAGUAGAAGAAGAAGUGCUUGUGGAAGCUAGAAAUAAAAAGUUUAGAGAGUAGACAGAACUUUACUACAGAUGAUGAAAAGAAAUCUGUUUAAAAAUAAGUCUCUUCUUCAUCUCCCCUGCCAGCGCCACUAGCAGCAUGACAGUCUCAGAUCCGACGUUGCUUGCGAAAUACACCAGAGUUCCCGUCAUCCAUCUCUUCAACGACUGGGUAGAACGAGUUGAAGCGCCAGCGGGGUCCUUAUGAUGGAUUUAGAAUCGCACAGGCCCAUCAUGAUCUUCAUAUUUAUGAGGAGGACCAUGAUAGAUUGAAAGAGUUUGCCCAUUUUGCACUUUCUAAUCCUAGCACCAGGCGACGUCCCCUCGCCAACUGGACACGGCACAACAACGUUAGACGUAACACAGCCUAGUUGGGUGUCGCAAAUGAAGACGCAUAUGGACCACGUGCUGGCAAAGAAGUCGCGUCUGAUCAGACCUAAGCGUGCCAAAGGAAAGGACUACGAGGACCUAAAAAAAGACCAUGACGUGCUACAACAGUUGACUGCGAGUAUUAUGAAGGUCAGGCUUUUGGUUUUAGUUUUACCUAGAUUGACUUUGACAUGAUCGACAUCGGGAAUUUUCGGAGUUUCAUCUACAAUCCAUCGUGAACAAUAAUGAUGAUCCUACGCAGCUUCCUCUUCGACUGAUCCUCAAAUAAUCCUCAAAUAAUGUUGCCACCCCGCCUCCUUCUAAUAUCCUGUCCAAGAACCAUGAUGGCUCAAUAUCAUUCAACCGCCGCGUGGAGAAGACGACUACGGUUCCGCCUAAGCUCGAUAACUACUUCGAGGGAUCGAAGAAUAAGAAGCCGGUUGACGUGAAGGAUACCAUGAUUAUGAACUUGUUGUAAUUUAAAUGUUCAACAACUUGUUGUAGUUAAAAAACUUCUCAUGAUCUGCUUCUAUCUUUCUGUCAAGAACAUGCAUCUGCUGUACGACCACGAGCGCAUUACUCAGUAUUUGCAGGAGUUGUUGUUGAAAAAUUGAAAUUCUACAUGCUGUACAUUAAAUACAUUUAGUCCAUUCUCUUCAUCCUUCUAACCUCACAUUCGGCCCAAAACCGAUCGACCCAUUUGGAGUGGUACCGAAUGCCAAUAUCCAAGACGAGCUCGAAUCUGAAGACUUGUUGACAGGCAGAAAGCAUCAAAAAAUCAGCGAAGAAACACUGGCGCAUGGGGAGAAGAAGAUGACGUACUUACUUGUUAAAUUCUUGGUUGUCGACGUGCUUGGUUAAUACGGGAUUGUUUGUUUCCUUCUUCUGUGAUACUACAGGCUUUGACUUUCCCUUUCUUGUUGUAAGACGUAAUAAAUUGCACCAACAAGUACUACCAUGAUCUUAACCGUAUUUAAAACUUCUUUCAGCGCCGCGCCUUCUACUGAAUCUACGUUCAAAUACGAGCAUGAGAUGCAGGAUGCAAUAUUAGGAGAGCUUUCGCAACACAAUGGACCACUGAGACCGAAGACUUCACAGUCUUCCUUCAGAAACAAGGGAAUGCAAGAUGGCAGUUUGCACAUUUUGAAAGUUAUGGAACAAAAAAUUAAUUCCACUUGAUACGGUAUUAUUAGUCACUUGGUUCUAUGUUUUGAGUUACAGUUUACAGCGUUACCUCAAGUAGUGCUUGCUGUUAAUGUUGGUUCGCGUCUGGUUCAUCUCCACACUUGUUUCAGACUUACAGCGCGUUCUUCAUCUCGACAAUUUACAUACUAGGACAUCUUCACUGUCAAAAACAUACAAUACAAUGACCUUCUAACAAUGGACCCGCAGCUGCUUCCGGAUCUGCAUCCAUAAUGCUGCCAGGGGAAGAGGUCGCCAAAUCGCCAGAGGGACUCCGCAGCGUGCACAUCGAUCCCAAUAGGAAGAACUACUUUGACGUUGGCGAACAAGAGAAGAUGCGUUUACGACAGAAGGGUGUGCCCGAAGAAAUGCUAAACCCUGUGAAAGCGCCCGUAGAGAAAAUAGAGCCACAUCUGUGGGCUGAAGAGGUAAGGAACGAGAUGCGUUUUGUUUGGGAUAGCUACAGGGAGAAAGCUUUUGUUAUGGAGGCAGGUCACUAUGUGGUUUAGACAUAGCCGUUUUAUUGUGAUGUUGGAGGUUUAUAAGGUUGUCUAGAGGAAACUUCCUUACCUCGUCAUCUUGAGCAUGCUUGUUUUGUCAUGGAGGCACGUCACUUCUACGUGGUAAAUAGAAUGCUGUCAUUGAUGCCGUGACCUCGAUGAAUACACCAAUACACAGAGUGUCAUUGCUUGUCGCUCAACACUUUCUCUUCUAAUUUCAGCAAUGACGAGAUUAAGCCAGUAAGCGGCGUACCUUCGAACUGGGUGGGCGUUGGCGUGAUGGUAUUCGAAUCGCUCGACACCUUGCUCCUGAUGGACCUCCAAAAGGAAUACGCUCAGGGAUUGCGGUGGGUCAUUAUGGAGUCAUGGAUGUUGUUCUAACUUCUAAGUAAACAACAUGAGAUGAGGACUGAGCCUCAAGAAUAGUAGAGUUCUUGUGUUAAAAACACUCUGAUACGACUAGGACUAACACUGUGACACAACUAACACUGUCUUAGUAGUUCCUUCAAGUAGUUCAAUAUAUCAGUCUUUUUCUUCAAUUGAUUCUCUAAUUUCCAAGACCUGAAGAUAGAAUCUGAAGCGAAGGAUGAGUGGGCGAGUUCCUUCGAGAUCAACAUCCGCAUAAUUGGUGGCCUGCUUGGAGCAUACGCACUUACAAAGGAAACGGUCUUGCUGAAUCGGGCACGCGAGUUUGCGGAUCUUCUCCUAGAAGCGGGGGUUUUCAACGCAGCGAAAAACGGACACCCUCUCGCUCUACCAGAAGUGAAUUUGAAGCUGAGACGCAGCAGACGGCAUACAUGGUCGCAGUAUUUUGUGCUGUCUUUAUGAUCAUGAGUUAUUUCUUUCAAAAUGAAGGGCGGAUGAGAAGUAAGCAGACACAUCUAGAGCUAAACAACUAAAGACAGAUGAGUGUCGUGCAAAUCUAGUUUAUAUAACAGCAAAUUGAAGACAGGCAAGGAGCUGCCUUGUUCGCGUCUAAUCCCCGAAGUCGGCACCUGGCAACUCGAGUGGCGAUAUCUGUCGUUCCUAACGAAAGACCCCAGAUACCAAGAAGCCGUUGACAAGCAAGAAAGCCUGUUGCUUCACAGGACACCAAGACAAGUGCGCGGUUUGCUGCCGAACUUCGUGGACCCAUCCGCCGUCAUCGUGUCUCAAGACUACUCGUUCGGUAGCGGAGGAGACUCGUACUACGAGUAUUUGUUGAAGUUAAAUACUAAUACAAAUACUUUUUAGACUUACUUUCUAAUCCCUACCCAUCUUUGUUUUACCUCUAGAGACUUAGCCCUUCCAACAACUUACUUUCUAAUCCCUACCCAUCUUUGGAUGCACAACGUUUUUCGAGAAUCUUGUAACGAUCCGCUGAAACGUGGUAGCAUCGAUUGUGGCGAUGCCCUAGGCAACGGUCGAAAACGGGAACGAAUGCGUGACCCUAGUGGUGAUGAGAUAAGACGACUAGAGAGCACUGUGGAGGAAGAGGGGGCUUCCAAUUCCAUGAUGAAAAGUGCAACUCGUAGCAGACCUGAGGAGCCUAGAAGAGCACUUGUUUCUUCAGCAUCUUCUAGUGGAACUGAAGAAGGCGAAGACACCUCAGCUUCUUCCUUUGUCGGACCGCACGUGUCGACCUCAUCUGACAGUCAAGCAGUAGUCCUUCCUCCCACUCCCGCAUCAUCCUCUUCAUCUUCUAUAGCUGAGGUUCCUCCAACACACGCUGCACGAGAAAUCCCUCUGGACCACAACAUCUACAACAACAAUGAUCAUGAAACAUCUUCUACGAAGAAAACACCAAAGAACAUGGAGGAUUCAGACGAGCCAGAGGUUGGAGAGCCUAAAGCCGGCACAAAUCCACCUCUUUCGCGUGAAAAAGCGCCUGAGGCCUAUCCAGCAGAACUGCUUGCUGGAACCUUGAAAAAGGAGAGGUCACGGGAGGACAAAGACAAGGACAUGAUACAGAAGAUUGUGGGGGAUGCAGUGGCAACUGUGGCGCCGGCAGUUAAGGACUCCUUGUUGAUCAGGAUGUUGUAGACUCCAUCUUCAUCUCUAGUACAACGACCUUGUAGAAUGUUCCUGAGCAUCCUUGCGACGACUCUAUCCACCAAUUAUAGGGGACAAAGGAUUAUUUAUUGGAUUUCUUCAGUAGGAAGGAUGUUGGCUCCGCGCAUUAACCUCUAAGAUACAUGGCGGAGGCACGACAUUAGACGAAGCAGCAGCAGCGGACGAGGCAAAUCGACAGGCAGGCAGUCUGAAAGGAAUCGUCAAGCAAGAAGUGGAAUCGACGAAAAAAGGCCUCCUUGAAUGGAAAACGGCAAUGUUCAGCUUGCAGCAGAAGAUGCUGGUAACAAGAAGAACUACUUUUACUAUACCUACUAAGUGGCGUGCACUUCGACUUCUACUGAUUUUCAACAUUAUUUUUAUACAUACUAUACUUACUAGUGCAGCUACAACAGAUAAGAUGCUAUUUGUCUUCCAAGCACAACACGAACACAACAUCACAGAUCAAAGGCUUUCCACCGCAUGAAGACCAUCUCUUUCUUCGAGAAGCGAAGAUGGGCAACCUGGUCAACCGCAUGGAACAUCUGGCUUGCUUUGUACCUGGGAUGUUGGUUUUGGGAUAUCACGAGUUGCCAGAAAGACUACGCGAUGACGCUUGGAUGGACACGGCCACAUCUCUCAUGGACACCUGCGUCAACCUUUAUCGCAGCAACUUCUUCGGUCUCGCAUGCGAAGCGACAAGGUUUAGGUUAAAGCGGGAUCUGGAAGGAAAGAAAUUGACCUACUGCGACGGGGAUGAUAAGGUACGGAUUCAGAUUCUUUUGUCACUUGUUUUCUACCACUAAGAGCAAUGCCAAUCAUAAUGUAAACGAACUUUUAAGUAGAAUAAGAAUAAUAUUCAACUCGUUUUCUGUGCAGACAGAGAGACAGAUCAUCACCAUCACAACUAGCUAUGUCUCCUUUCCAGGUGUCACACCUCCGACCAGAAACGGUCGAAUCACUGUACUACCUCUGGAAAUACACCGGUGACUCGAAGUGGCAACGUGAUGGGUACGAAAUCUUUCGCGCGCUGAAGACCCAUGCAAGAGCACAGUAUGGCUACACUUCCGUCACUUGGCAAGCGCCAGAAAGGAGUAUUAAGGCUUACCCUAAUCCAUCUUCUCUGGAAGCAUUCCCAAGAGGCUUCAUCUCAAACAAGGGGAAAAGGCACCUAGGAUGCAUUUCGGGAUGGGUUAGCGUGAGCUCUAAGAGUAGUCCCAGAGCAGGCCACCUGUUCUUUAAGCCUCGACCACUAGACAGGCAGGAGAGUUACUUCGCAGCAGAGACGUUGAAGUACUUGUAUCUGCUCUUUAGGCCACAAGACACUUUUAGUCUGGAGCGGUUUGUACUGAACACAGAAGGUCAUCCGAUAGAGAGGUAUAAGCCGCCAGAAGGAAGCUUAUAGGUGAAGUUUUCCUCGAACUUGAUGUAGUUGCAAUCACAAGUAGUGACACUUUGUUCGCCAAUCUUCCCGAAACCGAUUUAGAUUUUCCCCAAACCCCACGACGUAAACCGUGUGAAGUCCACAACCUUUUUGCGCAGCUAGCAUCCCACCCGUGGAAUUCAGUCAUUAUAGAUAAGGUGC